AAACCAAAAUCAACAUCGACACCACAACCACAGCUUAAAAGUACCUCCGAACCACUAAAAACCACUAAACAGUCGACUUUAAAACCAAAAUCAACAUCGACACCACAACCACAGCUUCAAACUACCUCCGAACCACUAACUACUAAACAGUCGACUUUAAAACCAAAAUCAACAUCGACACCACAACUUCAGUCUACCUCCGAACCACUAACUACUAAACAUUCGACUUUAAAACCAAAAUCAACAUCGACACCACAACCACAACUUCAGUCUACCUCCGAACCACUAACUACUAAACAGUCGACUUUAAAACCAAAAUCAACAUCUACACCACAACCACAGCUUCAAUCUACCUCCGAACCACUAACUACUAAACAGUCGACUUUAAAACCAAAAUCAACAUCGACAAAACAACCACAGCUUCAAUCUACCUCCGAACCACAAGCUACUAAACAGUCGACUUUUAAACCAAAUCCAACAUCUCCAAAUUCAACCCCACCACCAAAAUUGACGUCCCCGCGUUCAACGCAAUCACUAGACUCACGUUCUUCACAUUCAACAGCUUCUCUUCAAGUAUUACCUAAUCAAAAUUUAACUCCUCGCCCAAAAGCAACAUCUCUGGAACCAGCACAAUCACCGAAACUAUCUUCUUCACAUUCGACACAUUCACUUAAAUCAUCGACUCAAACUUCAACCACUCCAGUUAAAUCUUCGUCGCCACGAUCAACACAUUCAACAGAAUCACAAUAUUUAUAUCCAACGUCUUCACUCAAACCCCCAUCUACUCCAAAUUCAAACCCGCAACUGAAAUCAACACCUCCGCAAUCAACACAAUCACCAGAAUUACAUUCUGCACAUGAAACGCCUACACUUAAAAUAUUAUCUCCAAAUCCAACGCCAUCGCUGAAAUUGAUGACAUCAAAAUCAACAGAACCAGCAGAAACACAUUCUUUAUAUUCGACCCCUUCAACGCCUUCACUUACACCAUUAUCUCAUCCGAAUUCAAUCCCACUGCCGACAUCUACUUCUCCGCGAUCCACACAGUCAUCGGAACCACAUUCUUUACAUGCAACACUAUCACUUGCACCACCAUCUUCUUUAAUAAAAGCUCUAUCAACGAUACCAUCGUUUCCUCACACUACGCUAGUGCAAACUUCUUACGGUGUAAUUCCAUUAAAGAAGGAAUCUGCAACAAAACCAACACCUUCUUCAAAUAAUCUCUUUCCAAAAGAGACAACGGCCAAUACCUUUAAACCACAAACGAAGGUUACUUCCACUCUGUAUUCAACACCAACACCAACUUUUAUAACUACACCAAGGGCAAAGAUAAUCUUACAACGUCAUUAUGUUGUUCAACCCAAAGAUACUACUAAAUGGAAUAUGUUCGUAAAUAGUUUCUUACAAGGUUUAGGCCAUACCCUUGGAUAUAUUGCUGCGCAAGAAAUUUCUACGAUGUUGAAAUCUUGUCGAAAAAUAUUAAUUGAUUUAAAUAGUAUUAAUCUUGAUGACUGUAUAGAGUUUAAACUAUUCCGAACUAAUUUAAGCUCGUAAAGUCUGAAGAAAAUAUUGAAAUACUAAAUGAAUCGAAAUUUCAAGAUUCAACAGCACAAACUCCAAAGGAUGAGGUAAGACGAGCUACGGAAGAAACGACGGAUAACACAACGAAAAGAUUCCCUGAAGACACGUCCUAUAAUUUAGCUGAGCAACUACUUGUGUUCAAACCUAAUAAACGUGUUAAAAUGUA
This is a messenger RNA of Homalodisca vitripennis (glassy-winged sharpshooter), 1744 nucleotides long. Its product is annotated as mucin-2-like. The annotation marks the transcript as partial. The record is from RefSeq and is a predicted model, not a curated record. The transcript has a single exon. NCBI's taxonomy places the organism in Eukaryota, Metazoa, Arthropoda, Insecta, Hemiptera, Cicadellidae.